AAGUGAAAGCGAAAAUGGACAUUACAUAUCCUCAUCGUCAACGUCUUGUUCGAGAGAUGAAACCAAUAAAACAAAUUGUUACUUUAUAUCCAGCUUUAGCAGUGGUUGAUCUAAUAGUUCGUGAAAUUAAUGUUCAUUGUGAUCCAUUCGAUGGAGAUAUUGUUGAAACAUUUAAAUCAAGUUUCACGAAACUACUCAAAUAUCUGGAUCAUCCACAAAAAGAAAAUAUUACUACCGGUAAUGC
Molecule: messenger RNA, 244 nt
Organism: Rotaria socialis
Lineage: Eukaryota; Metazoa; Rotifera; Eurotatoria; Philodinida; Philodinidae
Source: the annotation of a GenBank genome assembly